GGGAGCAAGGACUGGGGCUUUGCGUCCCCUCCCUCCACCCCCGCCGGCGGCGGGAUUGGCGCCCAGCACCAGGGAUUUGGGGUUUAAAGAGCAGGCAGCAGCCGCGGCCCCAGCUCACGCACUAGGCGAGGACACAAGCAAGCUCCAGCAAAGCCUACGCACUGCAACAGCCACUGAGCCGCCAGCCAGACCCCAGCCAUGAGCCACAGGCUGCUUCUGCUUCUAGUCCUGCUCCUGUCGUGUGGCCCCACCGCCGGCCGCCCGCCACCCGCGGCCACCCCCCGCCUCAAACUGGCCUUCCCUGAGCUGCGGGCUCGCCACGGGCUGCAGCUCUUCAGGCUGGAGCGCUCAUGCUGCUACGAGGCCCUUCUGCUGGACGAGGAGCGUGGCCGCCUCUUUGUCGGUGCACAGAACCACCUGCUCUCGCUGGCCCUGGAUGACAUCAGCCAACGGGACAGGAAGAUCUACUGGCCAGCACCGGUGGAGUGGAGGGAGGAGUGUAACUGGGCUGGCAAGGACAUCACUGCCGAAUGCAUGAACUUUGUGAAGAUCCUCCAUGCCUACAACCGGACCCACCUGUAUGCCUGCGGCACUGGUGCCUUCCACCCAGUCUGUGCCUUCGUGGAGGCUGGCCAGCAUGCAGAGGAGCCUACCUUCAAGCUGGACCCCCAGCGCACCGAGGAUGGCAAGGGGAAGAGCCCCUAUGACCCCCGGCAUGCAGCUGCUUCUGUCCUUGUGGGCGAGGAGCUCUACUCCGGGGUAGCCACCGAUCUGAUGGGCCGUGACUUUACCAUCUUCCGCAGCCUGGGCCGACGUCCCUCCAUCCGCACCGAGCAGCACGACUCCCGCUGGCUCAACGAGCCCAAGUUCGUGGCCGUUUUUUGGGUGCCAGAAAGCGAAGACCCCGAUGACGACAAGAUCUACUUCUUCUUCCGUGAGACAGCAGUGGAACGGCAGCAGGGGCUGGGCAAAACCAGCUUUGCCCGUAUUGGCCAGAUCUGCCGGAAUGACAUGGGUGGGCAGCGCAGCCUGGUGAACAAGUGGACAACCUUCCUGAAGGCUCGGCUCGUCUGUGCUGUGCCAGGACCUGACGGGGCAGACACCCACUUCAAUGAGCUCCGAGAUGUCUUCCUGCUGCAGACAAAGGACAAGCGCAACCCCCUGAUCUACGCCAUCUUCUCCACUUCCAGCUCUGUUUUCCAGGGUUCAGCUGUUUGUGUCUAUACCAUGGCUGACAUUCGCCGAGCCUUCCUGGGCCCCUUCGCACACAAGGAGGGCCCCAACUAUCAGUGGGUGUCAUACCAGGGACGUGUGCCAUACCCUCGCCCAGGCAUGUGCCCCAGCAAAACCUUUGGCACCUUUGGCUCCACCAAAGACUUCCCAGAUGAGGUGAUCCAGUUUGCCCGGCACCACCCACUGAUGUACAACCCCGUGCUGCCCCACAGCCAGCGCCCCCUCUUCCUGCAAGCCUCCGUUCCCUACACUUUCACCCGCAUUGCUGUGGAUCGUGUCACUGCUGCUGAUGGCCACUACGACGUCCUCUUCAUUGGCACAGACAUGGGCACGGUGCUGAAGGUAGUCUCGAUGGCCAAGGAGAGCUGGCACCACAUGGAGCCGCUGCUGCUGGAGGAGCUGCAGGUCUUCCAGGAUGCCUCCCCUGUCACCAGCCUGCAGCUCUCUUCAAAGCGGCAUCAACUCUAUGCUGGCUCAGCCACAGCACUGGCCCAGCUCUCCUUGCACCGCUGUGGUGCCUAUGGCAAAGCCUGUGCUGAGUGCUGCCUAGCACGGGACCCAUACUGUGCCUGGGAUGGCACUGCCUGCACCCGUUAUGUGCCUAACACUAAGAGGCGUUUUCGCCGGCAAGACAUCCGCAAUGGUGACCCCAAUAUGCUCUGCUCAGAAGGUGAGCUGGGAUCCAACUGGGGGCUGAUGGUUAGCCCUGCCAGGACAGGACCUGAUGAUUGGGCCAUGUCUCCUCCAGACCCACGGCGAGGCAGUGUGCCCCAGAAGCAGCUCUAUGGGGUGGAGGGCAGCACCGCUUUCCUGGAGUGCAUCCCCAAAUCCCUUCAAGCCCGUGUCCUCUGGAUGUACCAACGUACCCCAGAUGACCCCAAGCAAGAGGUGCAGAUGGAUGAGCGGGUGGUGCAGACCGAGCGGGGUGUCCUCCUGCGCAGCGUGCAGCGCGCAGAUGCCGGCCUCUACCUCUGCCACGCCACUGAGCACGGCUUCACCCAGCCCCUGCUGCAGCUCUCCCUGGAGGUGAUCGGUGCUCGGCAGGUAGUGGGCAUGGCACCUGCCGGAGACCCCCAGCUCACCGCCGGGCCCCCCAGCCACAAGGUCUGGUACCGGGACUUCCUCCAGCUGGUGGAGCGCCCGCCGGUGGGCACUGCGGGUAGGGCCUGUCAGCGGCCCUGGAGCCGGGGGAGGUCCCUGCCACCCCCACGCGCCCACGCCGGACCCCCCGGCCGCGGCCAUGGCGAGGAGCCGCGCAGAGCUCGCCGCCGGCGCACCCACGAGGGGCCGCGGGCUGAGCGGAGACCCCGCAGUGCAUCCCCCUGGUGACCCCGGGGCCGGCCCCAGGCACCGGGCUCUGCCUAGGAGCGGAGCCGCGGGCAGGGGCAAAGUCCCCCACCGGCCUCGGCCAGCCCGCCGGAAGCACCGGAACCGGGCACAGACAGCAGUGGGGGACUGCGGCUGCGGGGCCAGGAGGAGAGUCAGGCUGGCACCCCCUCGAGGGGCUGCCGGCCGCCCUUGCCACCGGCUCCAGCAGCAGCGACUGCCGGUUCCGCAGAGUCACCGAAAUAUUUAUUAACGACUGUUACGGAUGAAUGUAAAGCUGCUCCGGCGGGGGAGCGGCGGGGCCAGACCGUGCCUCCCCUGGGCACGACACCGUUGAGGUCGCGGCAGCAGAGCCACCCUCAGGUCCUGGAGGCUACCGGCAGGACCCCGGAGGAACAGGAUGGGCGCUGGCGGGACGUGGUGGGGCCGGCGGGAGAAGGCCCGGGAGGGAGAUGAAAAGGGGCACAGAAGUAGUGCCCAGCGCUCCGGGCAGGGCGGCGGCGCGGGGAGAAACUUGUACUAAUUGAGCACAAUAAAGCAGAAGAUUAAGACCGUG
Molecule: messenger RNA, 3115 nt
Organism: Pogoniulus pusillus (Red-fronted tinkerbird)
Lineage: Eukaryota; Metazoa; Chordata; Aves; Piciformes; Lybiidae
Gene: SEMA3B
Product: semaphorin 3B
Exons: 17
Coding region: 199-2562 (787 amino acids)
Biological process (GO): negative chemotaxis; positive regulation of cell migration; negative regulation of axon extension involved in axon guidance
Cellular component (GO): plasma membrane
Molecular function (GO): chemorepellent activity; semaphorin receptor binding
Source: RefSeq, a predicted model, not a curated record